This is a messenger RNA of Trypanosoma cruzi, 762 nucleotides long. RefSeq lists its product as uncharacterized. The record is from RefSeq and is a predicted model, not a curated record. The transcript has a single exon. Bases 1 to 762 code for a protein of 253 amino acids. NCBI's taxonomy places the organism in Eukaryota, Euglenozoa, Kinetoplastea, Trypanosomatida, Trypanosomatidae.
AUGCCCGCCAUGUGUGAAGGCGCUGCCUGCUCUUGGGGCAUUCUUCUCUCCUCGUUGUUUUUGCUCUGCCGGAUGUGGGCGUUGCUCGGUGUGUGCUGGCGCGUGACGAACGGUGCCACGAUGGCCUACUCUGACGAUGACAGUCGCUGUGCUCUCGGCACACACCCACACACUCUCCCUUGUCUCUCUGUGAGAAUGAUUGCAGCAGUAGCGUGGUCUAUGGCAGCGGCUGUUGGUGCUGCGGAGAACGAGGCGCCGAGGGAGAAGAGGGCAAACCUGCUGGACGCGAUUACGAUGGCGGAUGAAAGCUGUUUCGUUGCCUUUGCUUCGUACAUUGCUAAGAAUGCGCCGUGUCGCCGUCUGACGGAAUGCCUGCACUCGGCACCCUUCGAGGCAUUGUGUUCUUUCAUUCAGUGUGAUGCCACAAUCAUCAUGGCAGCACCUUCCCUCACCGGCUCUGAGUGUGACAAUACGAAUGACGGCAAAGGGAGCGAUGAGGAUUAUGGUGACGACUUGCACCGAGGGGCGGAUUAUUUGCGUGUCUUGGCACACGAAUCCCGGGAGGGUUUGAAUGCCGUCCCCACAAUUCCCGGCCUUGCGGAACCGUUGGCUUUCGCGCUGUCACCCGCCGUAAUUAGUGCCCAUGCGUUGAGGCUGAUCCAUUUACCGUGGAGUUCACGCAGCAGCUCUCGAGUGGUUGUGCUGCUGAUCCCGCGUUGGUCCUUUCGCACGUAUCUCAGCGUUGCCUGGCGGAUGAUUUGA